UGCCAACUUGCUUACAACCUCCAGCUCUCUCUAUUGGAGCUCACCCAUUGCUCUCGUCUGCUGAACGUCGUCUGCAAGACGCUUUCGCCACUCCUCGCGCCUCCGCAUCCUCUCAACUCGCCUGGCUGCUUCGUCUCUAGCUGUCGACCAACGUCUGCUAGUUCGGCAUCAGCAUUAGUGCUCUUCGAUUUGGUUCUUGUAGAAAGAAUCAGGACCACAGACGUCUCCAAGGGUGGACAUCGGCAGACCUCCUGAAUUUCUCUUCGAGCAGUCGAAGCAGACUUUUGGAGGAUAUUGCAUGUUGACAGGAUGUCGUCGAACAGUGCUCGUCCUACCCAGUACUACGAGCUGUACAGGCGUAGCAGUAUUGGGAUGCAGUUGACGGACGCUCUUGACGAGUUGAUUCAAUCUGGACACAUCAAUCCGGUGUUGGCCAUGAAAGUCUUGACGCAGUUCGAUAAGAGCGUGGCAGACACGCUGAACAAGAAAGUCAAGAGCAAGAGCAGUCUGAAGGGUCAUUUGCACACGUACCGCUCAUGCGACGAGGUCUGGACUUUCUUUGUCAAGGAUGGCAAUAUGAAGCUCGACAACGGAGAGAUGUUGCACAUCGACAGCGCUAGGAUCGUGGCUUGCAAGCUGGGAGAGGGGGCAAGCGCGAGCAAAUGAGGGGCGCAACGGUCACGAGUGCAGGAUCCGCACUUCGAUCCGCCUUGACAUUUAGGCUCAGCAGAGCUCAUAAAUCCUCUCUUGCUGUCCUUGUCAAAUCUUCACCAAGAAGAGCCUCUCAGGCACGAGCUACAAGAUCGCCUCGCCCCGCCACUGGCACCCAUUAUGCUCCCAAAGCCCCUCUCUGAUCUCCACACCAUAUAUGACGCGCAUUCUGACUCUAGUCUCUCACCCACACCCACAUGUACCAUCAUAACACUCUAUAGCAAUCACAUUUUAGAUCUGAA
This is a messenger RNA of Ceraceosorus guamensis, 953 nucleotides long. RefSeq names its product transcription initiation factor IIA, gamma subunit. The transcript has 3 exons. Gene Ontology annotation, biological process: transcription initiation at RNA polymerase II promoter; RNA polymerase II preinitiation complex assembly. Bases 310 to 666 code for a protein of 118 amino acids. NCBI's taxonomy places the organism in Eukaryota, Fungi, Basidiomycota, Exobasidiomycetes, Ceraceosorales, Ceraceosoraceae. The record is from RefSeq and is a predicted model, not a curated record. Gene Ontology annotation, molecular function: TBP-class protein binding; RNA polymerase II general transcription initiation factor activity. Gene Ontology annotation, cellular component: transcription factor TFIIA complex.